GCUCGAAGUAAACUUUUCGCACGGAGAGGCUCCGAUGAUAAGCCUGGCAUUGCUAAAGAAAAUCGACCAAUCAGCGAUCGAAUAGCAGUUGCAUCAUGCUGAUAAACGUUGACGCAAUAAUUCCCCUAGAUCGUAAUACGUUUUUUUGAAGGAGGUGUUUUGUAUUUUCGCAAGGAUCUACGUUUAUUUUGAUAGGAUUAUCAUACCUUGCAUAUUUUUUCCUGUUUGUUUGUGGAACGCCUAUCAAUAAGCUCAAAAUUGUGUUUUUUCGCUACUCAUUUUUUUUUCGCUGACGGGACAGCGAUGAAAGAUGAGUUCUGCGAAUUUGCGAAUUGUCAAGUUUGUCGUGACGUUUUGUUUUCGAUUUCACCGUUCUGUGUUUUUAUUCAUACUUCAUUUUCAUUUUUCGACAAAUCCAAAAUAAAAUUAACGUGAGAAAGUUACAAUAAUUAGCAAAACACUGGGUCAUAAAACGCGCUAGUAAAUUUCGAGUACCACUCCAACGGUUAUGCUGUACAUAUAAUCAGUGUAGUUUCUUUACCACUUGUAAAUAUAGAAGACAUUAUUCAAAGAAAUGGCAAAUAUAGCAGCUCAAAGGAUAAAACGCGAAUUCAAAGAAGUAAUUAAAAGCGAAGAGGUGGCCAAAUGUGCCAUAAAAGUAGAACUAGUAAAUGAUAGCUACACAGAAUUGAAGGGUGAAAUUGCAGGACCUCCUGAUACACCUUAUGAGGGUGGCACAUUUGUAUUAGAGAUAAAAGUACCUGAGACCUACCCCUUUAAUCCACCAAAGGUAAGAUUUAUGACAAAAAUUUGGCAUCCAAAUAUUUCGUCGGUUACAGGAGCAAUAUGUUUAGACAUAUUAAAAGACCAAUGGGCUGCUGCCAUGACUUUAAGAACUGUAUUAUUGUCAUUGCAAGCUUUGUUAUCAGCAGCGGAACCAGAUGAUCCACAAGAUGCUGUUGUUGCUAAACAGUAUAGAGAAAACCUAGAAAUGUUUCAAAUCACUGCCAGACAUUGGACAAAUGUAUAUGCUGGAGGUCCACAUGUAAAUAGCGAUUGUGAUGACAAGAUCCGGCGGUUGGUGGACAUGGGCAUAGAAGAACACCAGGCUCGAGCAGCCCUUUCCUCUUACAACUGGGAUCUGGAGAGGGCCACAGAACAACUUUUCAGUUAGUGAUUAAACAAAACAGAACUUUUUAGAUCACCGCCUGCGCCCGUACGUUUCACUCGGUAAUCACUUUUUCGGAAGUAGAUUUUCUAUACUUUGUUGUUUCAUUUGACUAUAAUUAAUUUAAUGCAUGGAAUUGUACAUAUACCUUCUACAUUAAACUGGUUGCUUUAUUUAUUCGAGCGUUUUCUAUUUCAUCCCGCCUUUCUUGUUUAAUUGCUUUAAGG
Acanthoscelides obtectus is the source of this 1395-nucleotide messenger RNA. The record is from the annotation of a GenBank genome assembly. Lineage: Eukaryota; Metazoa; Arthropoda; Insecta; Coleoptera; Chrysomelidae.